Nicotiana attenuata is the source of this 543-nucleotide messenger RNA. RefSeq names its product geraniol 8-hydroxylase-like. The transcript has 2 exons. NCBI's taxonomy places the organism in Eukaryota, Viridiplantae, Streptophyta, Magnoliopsida, Solanales, Solanaceae. The coding region runs from base 1 to 543 and encodes 180 amino acids. The record is from RefSeq and is a predicted model, not a curated record. Gene Ontology annotation, molecular function: oxidoreductase activity, acting on paired donors, with incorporation or reduction of molecular oxygen; monooxygenase activity; heme binding.
AUGGGCCAUAUAAGGACGGUGGUAAUAUCUUCAUCAGCCGUGGCUAAACAAGUCCUUAAAAACCAAGAUUUGGCCUUCUCCAGCAGAACAAUCCCAGAUGCACUCCAUUCCCAUAAUCACUAUCAGUUCUCUGUCGUAUUUCUACCUGUUACUACUCGUUGGAGAUCCCUGCGGAAAAUCUUGAAUUCUAAUAUCUUCUCAGGCAACAGGCUUGAUGAAUAUCAGCAUCUUAGGUCCCAAAAGAUCCAGGAUUUUAUUGCUUAUUGCCGUCAGUGUAGCCAAACAGGGAAGGCAGUGAAUAUAGGCCAAGCUGCUUUUGAGACCUCUAUGAAUUUACUUUCGAGUGAUAUUUUUUCCAAGGAUGUAGUGGACCCUUAUGCAAAUUCAGGCAAAGAAUUUAAGGAUGCUAUGUGGAAAAUCAUGGAAGAAGCUGGUAAGCCCAAUUUGGCUGAUUAUUUCCCCGUGUUGAAAUGGAUUGAUCCUCAAGGGAUGAGGCGAUGCAUAGGAAAGCAUUUUGAGGGAUUGAUUGAUGAACUAUUAUAG